Molecule: messenger RNA, 1448 nt
Organism: Tarenaya hassleriana
Lineage: Eukaryota; Viridiplantae; Streptophyta; Magnoliopsida; Brassicales; Cleomaceae
Product: keratin, type I cytoskeletal 9
Exons: 2
Coding region: 28-1314 (428 amino acids)
Source: RefSeq, a predicted model, not a curated record
AGAACAUAACCAAACAAACACAGAGAAAUGGCGCAGGGACACAAAGGCAAGUGCUUUGGGUUGUUUCUCUUGCUAUGCUUCAGUUCUAGUUGUGCAAGUAGGCUCUUUAUGGAUCUCCCCAUGAAUGACCUUCGAGAAAUGGGCUCACAACAGCACAAUGAGGCCAUGAUGGAGACGAGCGAGCUUGAUACUGACCACAUAAUUAGGUCUAGGUUGGUUGAGCUGAACCCGGACCAUAAGGUUAAGCCUGGGAUGGUUGAGGUAGAGCCUGAGCAUUUGAUCAAGUCUAAUUUGAUGGAGCUAGACCCUGAUCAUAAAGUUAAGCCCUUGGCAAGUGAACCAGACCAUAAGGUUAAGUCUGGGAUGGUUGAGGUAGAGCCUGAGCAUUUGAUCAAGUCUAAUUUGAUGGAGCUAGACCCUGAUCAUAAAGUUAAGCCCUUGGCAAGUGAACCAGACCAUAAGGUUAAGUCUGGGAUGGUUGAGGUAGAGCCUGAGCAUUUGAUCAAGUCUAAUUUGAUGGAGCUAGACCCUGAUCAUAAAGUUAAGCCCUUGGCAAGUGAGCCAGACCCUGAUAUGGAUGCUAACCCCAGCGGCGGAUAUGGGUUUGGCUAUGGAAACGGCGUCGGUUACGGGGUUGGAUAUGGUUCGGGCCAUGGAGUUGGAAUCGGGCAAGGAGUUGGGUCUGGAGGCUCUGGUGUAGGUAUUGGAGAAGGGUUUGGGUCUGGCAGUGGCGGUACUGGUGUUGGCAUCGGAAGAGGAAUGGGAUCUGGUUAUAACCGAGGAUCGGGUGUCGGCAUUGGAGAAGGGUUCGGGUCAGGAGGUGGCUCUGGUAUCGGAAUUGGAGAAGGAUUCGGAUCCGGACCUGUCGAACCGGAAUGCGGUCCAGGCGUCAUGGGACCCGGAGGAGGCAGUGGAAUCGGCAUAGGAAUCGGACAGGGUGGAAGCGGAGGUUUUGGAGAGGGUAUUGGACAGGGCGGGAGCGGAGGUUUCGGAGAGGGCAUCGGUAUUGGCUCGGGCGGCCCUACUAUCCCGGGAGUAUCAGUUCCCGGCUUCACGAUCCCUGGUGUGGUUGUCCCCGGGACAACCAUUCCCGGUUUCCAGAUCCCCGGGGUCACAGUUCCAGGCAUCGGAGGUUGCACUAGCUGUGCUCCAGUUUACACCCCGCCCUGCAGCGGGUACUGUCCGCCAUAUAACACAGCGCAGAACAAGCACGACUCGACAGACAAAACCACCACAACCACGGCCGAGAACGGUAAUCAUCAGAUGAUGGGAGAAGCUGACGCACCCAUCUCGCAGCCAGAGAUUCAAGUCUAACCUCCGCGGCGGACUUUGGGCGAUGACGAUGACACAUACAAGAUUCUAAUAAACUCUCAAAAUGUAUUGUAAUGGUGAUUAAUAAAAGCUUCGUCGGAAGUUUACAAACGAAGUGUCUUGAACUUUAUGCAUUA